GACGGACGUCAGCUGGAAAAUUUAUUGUGGGUGCGUAGAAAUAUUGGUGUUUAUUUAUAUACCAAGCAAGUUACAGCGUAAUCACAAUGGCAACAGGAGUAAAACCUCGUGAUGAAGACAUACAAUUUUCUAGAUCGGAUCUAGAAGCUAUACAAGACGCAUUGAAAAAUAAGAAAUUUCGAGAGCUACUCACCGAGUACUGUGAAGAAGUACGUGACCCGGCGAACCAAGCUCUAUAUCAGAAAGAAAUGACACAAUUCGAGAAGGAACGUGGAUACGAUGUAACAUUCAUAAAUCCAAAGGGAGGUUAUGUUAUCAAAACAAGUGUGGCCGGCGACAGAAAAGCUUUUAUUAAUAUUUGCAGUAAUGAUAACAUCGGCAAACCUUCGCACAACAUUCAAGAAGUUAACGGAAAAAGGGGUAUGAACUGGCAAAUCCCAUAUUCAUUAUUGCCACCCCGGGAAGAUUAUGAUCAAAAUAAGAAACGUUGCGUGAUUUACGAUGUCGUUUUCCAUCCCAAUACACUUCGGAUGGCAGAGGUUAACAAACAGUUUCGAGAAUUAGUUAAUAAUACAGCAUUUGAGGGGUUACAAAAAACUUAUAAUAUUCAUUUGGACGUCAAUAAUUUUCGGCUUCCAAAAUCAUCUUACAAGGGUAUGGCUGUACCAGCGGUGAUACGAAAAGAAGACCCUAACUAUAAGCCCCCCGAUGAAGAAGAAAGCCAGGAUUUAUCGCCAGAGAUAAUGGAAAAAUUGUAUCCUCAACAUUCAUACUCUGAUCAAAAUACUGAGGUAUUCAAAGCAAGUAAACCUGUAAUAGAUCAAUGGAAAAAACCCAGAAAAGUACUUUCAGAAUUUAAUCACAUAACUGAUAAUGGGUAUACUAUACCUAAAUAUGUCAUAAAACAGCAAAAGAAUAUAGAUCUUCAAGAAUUUACAUACCAUAGAGAGAGCAAACAAUACUCUGCUAUACCAAGUCAAAUUGUCAUUGAAGUAAACUUGCCACUUUUAUCUUCUACUAAAGAAUGCACUUUAGAUGUGAAAGAACAAUCUUUAUAUUUGAUAUCUGAAAAACCAGCCAAAUAUAAAUUAAAUAUCUCUCUUCCCUAUCCAGUAAAUGAAGAAUGUGGUAAUGCUAAGUUUGACAAAAGUUUACAUAAGCUCAUAGUAACCCUACCAGUGGUUAAGAAAAAUUUAGUUCAAACAAAUAAAGACAGCCACAAAAUAGAUAGUGGUCUUGAAAGUGAAUCAAAUGCUUCCCAAAGUGAUGAGGAGAAUAAUAAUUCCUCAAAUUUAGUAACGAAACUUUCAUCAACUGAGAGCAAGAUUCAGGAAAUAAUUGAACCCUGUACUCAAAAUCGAAUAAAUAAUUUUUUUGAAGAAUCUCUUGCCUACACCCUACCUAAAUACACAUACAACAUCCUCGAUGAUGUAGUUGCCUUAACAUUCCACGUGAAAAACACCGAACCUGAUUCAGUUGAAGUUAAAACUGAUGGUUCCAAAAUUAAUAUUAAAUUUACUUCUACAGGCUCUGGUUUUGUGCCUAUUCACUAUGCUGCAACUAUUGUGUUCAAUGAUAACGUUGUAUUUGAAAAUGUUGUUGGAGAAGCUUGGGACAACAAUGUCAUUUUACAAAUUGAGCUUAAUAGUAAUGUUCCACAAAAAUUUCUAAUUGGUCUAGGUGAUUCUUUGACUGAAGAACAUUUAGACAAUUCCCAGCUUAAAAAAAAUGACUCUUCAUCUGAAGAAAAUCCUAGCACAGCGGUAACAGAAUUAGUUACUCCAGUUGUUGAAGUAACAAACUUAGGUUCUGAGACUAACAUUGUUGUAUCUACCAAUGUUGAUGACUGCGAUGAUGAUAUUGAUUCAUACACACUAGAAGACAGAAAAAUUGUGUGGACUGAGACAUACAGGAGUGAGACUGGAGCCAAGAGUAUACUCCGUAAAUCCAGCUCUCGCAGUUAUUCUGAAUCAAGCAUUGGAGAUAUUGCAUCAUCUAUGGAUUACAUUAGCUCUGACUGCAUACCUGAAGAGUCUAGUUUUAAAAAGACUGUUAGGUUUAAUAAUGUUAUCGCUAGACAGUUUUACAGGUACAAUUCUUCUAUUGAAGGUCAGAAAAAGAAAAAUCAACGCAAGAAGAGUAAAAAGAGAAAUCUGGAGAGAAGGAAAAGUGAAAGUGAAGCAGAAGAAGAAUGUGGAAAUACUCUUCAGAGUUCCAAACAAAGGUCGAAGUCAGCAUUGAAACAGCGACGCGACAGCGGUCUAGCGGACACGUCCGACGCCGAAGAAUGCAAAACAUCGGAUUCGUACAACAAUCACGAAUUCAACAUAAACGCUAAACCGACAAAAUACGUAAACAAGGCUGGAAUCGUUGACGCGAAAUCAGAAUUUCGGGAUUCCGGAAAGCAUUCGAAGAAACUCGAAGGAGAUUCUAUUAAUUGCGAAAAUAUUAAACACAAAACGGACCUCUACGAUCCCGAAAGGUUAAACAAAGGAAAAUAUUUAGAAGUUUCCUUUAAAAACGAUCUCAUAUUUGAUUUGGACAUGUAAGCUCAGCCAUGUUCGCUACUAAGCAACUUAAAGUUAAUGUAAGGCGCGUAACGCCUUCUACUACGAUUUUACAAUAUAUUGAGGACACCCCAGUUUUAAUUUAAAAUUUUAUUCAUAGAUUUAGUAUUAUAACAUUUCAGAGUUAUGUUCCUUUCAUUGAUUUGAGUACUAUUUAUAGACUGUAGAAUGUUGUUUCUAGGUUUAUGGCAACGGACUAUUCGAUCCGCAUAAUACAUUCGGUCAAUUAAUAAUUUUAUAAGUUAAGUAAUUUUAGAGUAUAUAGUUUUCAGAAGUUGUCUUACUUUAAAUAAUUUUUGCUCACACCAGACAAUAUUUCAAAUGUGAACGAGUGGUACAAACUAGUGAUUAUUAUAUAUACACAUGGCUUGAUGUCCAGUGUAAGUUUUUAAAAGCACUGCACAGUGAUCAAUUAGAUUAAUACACGUUUAUACACAUUUUAUUAUAUAUACAAAUAAUAAAUAAUUAAAUAAUCAAACAUCCGAUCCAGUCUUGCAUAUGAAAAUUGUUUAUUUGUAGAUUUUUUUGAAUCUUGAUUAACGAUUAAUGGUUAAUUUAUAUUUGGUCUUGAUCUAAACAAUAUGGUAGUGAGUGAGUGGUUUAAUAAAGGAGAGUCAAGUGUGUAUCGGCUACCGUCUGGAUGAGUUACAGCUGUAGCUAGGGUUGACACUAACUAGCCAAUAGUAGUGUAGUAUGUAUAUGCUACUUACAAUACAGAAAAUAGAAUGCACUACUAACCUUUAUUUAUUUAUUUUAUUAACCUUUAUUUUUGUUUAAAAAUUCACUAACCAUACAAAAACUAUUAAAUUUAUAUGCGAGUUAAUGACCCUAGCUCAUAACUUUAUGCGAGUAAAACGAACAGCUUGUCUUAAAAUUAAUCCCAAACUGUUGUCAUAAACAAUGCAUUUAGUUAAUUUAGAAACGAAUGAUUUGUAAUAAUUAAUUAUAGUUAUUUAACGUAUGAAUGUGAUUCAGUGUUUUUGGGAGUAUACAAAAUAAAAAA
Bombyx mandarina (wild silkworm) is the source of this 3570-nucleotide messenger RNA. It is a transcript of the gene Nop17l, whose product is annotated as PIH1 domain-containing protein Nop17-like. Gene Ontology annotation, biological process: axonemal dynein complex assembly. The record is from RefSeq and is a predicted model, not a curated record. Lineage: Eukaryota; Metazoa; Arthropoda; Insecta; Lepidoptera; Bombycidae. Gene Ontology annotation, cellular component: cytoplasm.